This is a messenger RNA of Vigna angularis (adzuki bean), 618 nucleotides long. Its product is annotated as FAS1 domain-containing protein SELMODRAFT_448915. The transcript has a single exon. Lineage: Eukaryota; Viridiplantae; Streptophyta; Magnoliopsida; Fabales; Fabaceae. Bases 1 to 618 code for a protein of 205 amino acids. The record is from RefSeq and is a predicted model, not a curated record.
AUGGUGGACCCCACAUCUUCAACACCCUCUCCACCAACACAACAAAUCAACAACAUUCUCGAUGCGCUUAUAGGUGCAACCGACUUCAGCGCCUGGGUCUCCAUCCUCUCCUCCGCCAACGGCACCCUCCUUCCGCUCAGCGCCACCCUCUUCAUCCCACGCGACGCCGCCCUCGACAGUCCUCCGCCGGAUCCCCUCCUACUCCCCUAUCACGUCGUCCCCCAGCGCCUCCCCUUUUCCGACCUCCUCCUCCUGCCCCGCCGCGCCCGCCUCCCUACCCUCCUCGCCGCCAAAACCAUCUCCGUCACCGACAACUCCCCCGCCAACUUCUCCCUCGACCACACUCCCCUCACCCACCCCGACCUCUUCUCCACCCCUUCCCUCGCCGUCCACGGCGUCCAGUCCUUCCUCGACUACUCUCUCUUCGGCGACGGCCUCCCGCCCUCGCCUCCUCCCCCCGCUGGCCACUCCGUCGACUCCUUCUGGAACUCAGGCGCGUCCUCCUCCGGCUCCCGCCUCAACGGCGUCGUUAUGCUACCCCUCUUCUCCUUCGUUCUUCCACUGCUACUAUGCCAAGGUUUUUCAAUCUAUCGAUUUCAAGAAUAUUCAAGAAAUUGA